Bactrocera oleae (olive fruit fly) is the source of this 2836-nucleotide messenger RNA. RefSeq names its product Gustatory receptor 64b (gene Gr64b). The record is from RefSeq and is a predicted model, not a curated record. Gene Ontology annotation, molecular function: sweet taste receptor activity. Gene Ontology annotation, cellular component: membrane. Gene Ontology annotation, biological process: detection of chemical stimulus involved in sensory perception of taste; sensory perception of sweet taste. Lineage: Eukaryota; Metazoa; Arthropoda; Insecta; Diptera; Tephritidae.
GUGCGUGCGUGAGUACCAGUAAAAGCGGGAAUGUCGCAGCAGCUGGAGGAUCAAACAUUCCACAAUUGCGUCUCCAAAGUGGUUUUCAUAUCGCAAUUUUUCGGUUUGCUGCCCGUCUCCAACAUAUUGGCCAAUGAUGUGCAACGAGUCCAUUAUACUUGGUUUAGUCUACAUACUCUUUAUUCGGGGACCAUAUUGCUUUUAAAUACAUUGGAAUUUUUCACUGUGGGAUAUUUUGUGUUCAAGUCUGGUUUAAAUUUUCACAAUUCAGGUACAAUAUCUUUGUUUGUGGUGUGUAUGCUGGAGCAUGUGUACUUCUGGCGUUUGGCCAUAAAGUGGCCAUUUAUCAUGCGAAGCUGGCGUCGUACCGAAGAGAUAUUUCUGCGUCCGCCCUAUCGUAUAUAUGCGACAUAUAAUAUGAAGACACGCAUUUACGCAUUAACUUGUCUGGUUAUGUUCAGUGCCAUGGUGGAGCACAGUUUCCUUGUGUUUAAUUCGUUUCAUAAAAGCAAUUUAGAACGAACGCAAUGCAAAUACAAUAUCACCUUCUGGGAAAGUCUAUACAGUCGGGAAAGGCCACACUUAAGCAGAGUUCUACCCUUUAAUAUUUUGUAUUUGCCUGUGGUAGAGUGGAUUAAUUUAACCUUGGCAUAUCCCAGGUCAUUUACUGAUGCUUUUAUCAUUUGCGUAAGCGUGGGGUUGGCGUCACGUUUUCACCAACUUUAUCUGCGGAUCGAGGCUGUUCAUAACAAGGCCCUUCCAAUGCUCUUCUGGACCGAAGUGCGAGAACAUUUUCUCGAGUUGGUGCAUCUUAUGCGUUUACUUAACGACAAAAUAGCUCCGCUGAUAUUAUUAUCAUGCAGUAAUAAUAUGUACUUUAUCUGCUUUCAGCUGUUCAAUAGUUUCCAGAAUAUCGGCGUUGACCUGGUUGCUGUUGCCGCUUUCUGGUAUUCCUUGUUUUUCGCCAUCUUUCGCACCAUCCUUACACUUUUCAUGGCCUCCUCUGUUAACGACUACAGUAAACGGAUAUUGUUGACUCUGCGCAGCGUACCUAGCACGUCGUGGUGUGUUGAGGCCCAACGGUUCAGCGAGCAGCUGGCGUUCGACUUAACAGCUUGGUCUGGCUGCGGUUUCUUCUUUAUUACACGACAACUAAUUUUGGCGAUGGCCGGCACAAUCUUUACAUAUGAGGUAAUGGUCACUGAUGUCAUCAACAAAGGCUCCAUUCAACAAGUUACGAGCUAUUGCAGGCUGAUUGAGUACGAAGUUGAAAAUGAGUAAACUCUUGUUAACUGAGUAUUGAUACUUAAUGAGGGUGCCUGUAAAAAAAUCUUCAUUGUAAAACACUUCUUAACGUCAAAUUAACAUCUGCAUCUAUAAAGUAGUCACCAAUACUGGAUUAUAAGCAACUUUAUAUAAAGGGUGUUCCAUAAUUAACGCAAGAUUGGAACUAAAUAUGAAAAGCAGUUUUUAGUCUUUCGAUUGUAAUACUUGGGCAAAACAACAUACAUUAGGCAAAACAACACACAACUUUCUUUACAUAUACGCACUCGUUUGUCGAAAACAUCCAUGACUAUUCUGCAUAAAUGUGGUUGGAUUUCAUUGAUGCAACGUUAAAUAAGCUCUUUUAAAGCACUCGUGGUUGUCGGCUUGUUGCAAUAGACCUGUGAUUUUAAAUAACCCCCAAUAAAAGAAAUAAAAUUUUGGGACACCAUUAUGUAUAUAUUGUCUAGUAGACGUAGCUGAUGUUAUUCUACCCAAAAUUUGGUUUAGAGUAAGCAGAUAGUUUAUGUUAUGCUAAUACACAAGAGACCUUUUGUUUUUUGUUUUAGGGCAAAAUUACUAUUAUUAUAUAAAUAGUAUACCAUUGACCGAUUUUAUAUGCUACCAAGUUAAAAAUAUGUUCCCUAAGUUUAAUUGUGUCAUCCUCCUUACUUAUUGAUAUUUAUAGGAUGAGUCAACAGGAGAUGUGGAAAUUAUUCCAUUAUUAAAUUUUUAUAGAAUAUCUGAGAUGUAUAAGGUUUAAACAAUUCUUAAGAAAACACGUUAACUUUAGCUAUUCUGAAACUAUAAUACUCUUCACAAGUGACUUUUUUAUUGCAACUAUAUGUAUAAUUAAGCCUGAAAAUGUAACCGGUCACUGGACUCGUCAGUUUGCAUAGCAACUAUAUGCCAUAGUAGCCCGAUCUGAACAAUAUGUUCAGGGAUUAAUACCGUUGACUUGGAUAAUAACCAAUACUAAAUUACGUAAAGCUAUCGUGUAAAAAAAAACUGAAAAAUAAUCAUUUAAAAUUGCAAAACUCAUAGUUUUGUAUGAAAUUUACUUUUCUACAAAAAUGUUAUUACAUUGUAUUAUAUAAUAUUAAAAUUAUUAAUAACUGCAUUAUUAUAAAGUAAAAGUGGUUGACGCGAUUUAUUUCGUCCAAUUUAGAAAUAAGUAAUGACAAUGUUACGAACCAAAUUUGGGUCAAAUCGAGGUAUUGUGAAAUAUGAAAUUUUGUUUAAAAGUGGCUGGUGUCACACCAAUUGUUCUAUUUUUGAAGCGACCUUUAUAUGUCUGGAAUUAUUAAUUAGUUAUCGCAUUUUGGGUAGUUUUGAACACAACUCUUAUGGGAGUAGAUAUCGUAAAUUGGCCAAUUACAAUAUGUCCAUCGAACUUGAUUGACGUAGAUUUAGUAUAUAUGUAUACUAGCUGGUCUGAUUCUUGGAAUAUACCGUAAUGAAAUAAUGUAGACAAGGAGUGGUUCUUCACCAAAAGUAGUACAAUUGGGCUUUCAUAUUCUUAUAAGGAAGGAAAGUUUUAAAUUUAGUUGUUGAUAUCAAACCGUAUAAGAUA